AUGGUCUCAGCUCAGAUACCUGCGUUACAGUCAGCAGUCAACAGCUCGGGUGUUGUUCUGGGCAUUAUAGCUCAGCCCUUUGCUGAGCUCUCUUGCGAUGAGAAGGACGUGCCUCUCGUUAACUAUGGAGAAUCAGGGCCAAUGAGAUGCCCGCGAUGUAGGGCGUAUGCCAAUCCUGCUUUCCAAUGGAUUGGUGGCGGCGAGGAAUGCAUUUGCAAUUUCUGCAACUAUGUGAUGGAGGUCCCACAGACUAUCUACGUAGUCUUCAUUAUAGUACCGGCUGCGACUAGCAGGCCUUCAGGUCCUGAUGGUUCCUCGACAGAGCGCCCACCAGGAUUCUGCUUUGUCGUUGAUAGUGGCUACUACAGUGUGGCGUCGGGCAUGUUCCAUCAGAUCAUUGCUAGCAUGCGGACACUGCUUCCGUACAUGUCAACAGCGAGCGAAAUAUGCUUAUCGAGCGCCUUGUUUGCGUGUCCACAUUCGAGACAAGAAGCCGUUCAGAGGCUGCUAGACUUAGUCGUGCGAGAGGUCGAGUCCAGUAGAAGUCCAGCAGUGACGACCGAUCGAAGUCCCGGAUGGAGGAAGGCUGAGUUGAUGCCGAAGAACCCUAAGCUGUGGUCAGACCUCCUGGCGGAAUGCGUGGCGAACGCUGAUGGAGAAGCUCUUCACUUCGACAUAGCUCGAGCAGUGACUAAGGCAGCUGCAUACGGAUGUGUCGUCCAGGCCCGUGUUUCUCGAGGUCUGUGUAUAGAGCGACAUCUGAGCAGAUGGUCUCAAACGGCUUCUAGACAUCCCGCCGUGCCUGAUCCUCGUGGAGGCUUUCUGUUUGAAUUCCCCGUCGCAUUCCUUUUCCUUAUGCGUAGAGUCUUCCUGCUGGUUCGUAAAGUGUUUGUUGGCAGAUUCUCGAUUUAUGUGGACGAGGAUCUCCCGGCGAGAUAUGCCUACUUCCAGCUGGCCGUGCUUCAUCAUAAUGCAGAGGGAAUCCGGUGA
This is a messenger RNA of Perkinsus marinus ATCC 50983, 990 nucleotides long. RefSeq lists its product as hypothetical. NCBI's taxonomy places the organism in Eukaryota, Perkinsozoa, Perkinsida, Perkinsidae. The transcript has 9 exons. Bases 1 to 990 code for a protein of 329 amino acids. Gene Ontology annotation, biological process: intracellular protein transport; endoplasmic reticulum to Golgi vesicle-mediated transport; COPII-coated vesicle cargo loading. Gene Ontology annotation, molecular function: zinc ion binding; SNARE binding. The record is from RefSeq and is a predicted model, not a curated record. Gene Ontology annotation, cellular component: endoplasmic reticulum exit site; COPII vesicle coat.